AUGGCGGAAGACGAGAAAAAGAAACUUCCCGCUAAACCUAUGAGCCAAAUGCUCGACUUGGCCGCGCGACUGGACGUGCCUCAGGGCAAGGAUUCGGCCUCCCUCCCCGGCGAGUCGCCGCUUUCGUCGGCUUCUCGUGCCCGACGUCUACGCAACGACGCCAAUCCCUACGCCUGCCUUCUCCGCGCCCCGCAGGGUGGCGUCACCAAGGCGCACGUGAUGAAGUGCCUGGACCCUUUCCGUCGUCUGCUGCCCCCGUUGAACGUCGAUCCGGCGCGCCUCCUUCAACUUCUCCAUGCUCUCAUGGCGGCUGGCCUCAAGGCCAAGCGACUCCUGGAUAACUUUGAGGAGGGCCUUGCUCAAGGAGACUUUGCCGACCUCGACCUUCAUCAACUGAUGAUGUCGGCUGAUCUCCCACCGUUGCCGGAGAAGAGCCCCGGAUCGGGCGACGGCCCUGAUCUGCUGCAACCGCUCGACGCUGCCGAGUACCUGAUCGUGCUCAACCAACGCUCUUUGCUGUUGUGGCUCCCAUGCGCAACGGUGCGAAAAUUUGAUGGCGUCCGGCCAGGACCCAAACGACAACCAAGCUUCCGAGGCGAGUUUUUCAAAACGGAGGGCGAAGGUGGCUCCGACGAAGACUCCCUCGACCCUGACGAGCCGCUGAUAACCCAGGACGACCAUUUUUUUGGUGCCGCCUGCAUGGCCGGCUACGCGGAUUUGGUGGCCCUGCUUUGCGAACUGCGUGGGAGCGCCGAAUACGAAGCCCCAAACGAAUACACCCCCCUGAUGGAAGCCUGUGCCGGUGGCAAGGCGGAUGUCGUCGAAGCCCUGCUGCAGCAUAACGCCGAGGUCAACACCCUGUCCGAGGCCAAGAACAGCGCCCUGGUUUUUGCAGCCGCUAGCGGACACCUUGAGUGCCUGAAAGCCCUCCUUGCCUCCAAGAAAUGCGACCUGACGAUCCGCAACGCGAACGGCCACUGCGCCCUCAUGCAAGCCGCCAACGCCGGCUGUCUGGAGAGCGUCAAGGAGUUGGUCAAGUACGGCGCCCGUAGCGAGUACGUCAACACGACCAGCGAGUUCAAGGAAUCCCCUUUGACGCUUGCUUCGUACAAGGGCUACGUGGAUAUGGUCGAGUUUUUGCUCUCCAUCGAAAAGGGCCCGGACCACGAGGAAGAACUUCACACGGCUCUCAUGGAGUCUUGUAUGGACGGUCAUUCUCAGGUUACCAAGCUCCUCCUCGACCACAAGGCUCCGGUCAACAUGGCGUCUGAAGCGUUCGAAAGCCCGCUGACCCUCGCUUGCUGCGGUGGACAUAUGGAAAUUGUCGAGAUGCUCGUGGAAGCCGGGGCUUCACUCGAAGAACCUAACGAUGAGGGCUAUACCCCAUUGAUGGAGGCAAGCCGCGAAGGUCACGCUGACAUCGUCAAGUUCCUCAUCGAAAACAAGGCCAACGUGAACGCGACGACCGAAGACCACGGCGAGACGGCGAUGACGUUGGCGGCGUGCAGUGGCCAUCGGGAGAUUUUCGAGAUCCUCGCGGAUGCUGGUGGCGAUGUGACGCUGGGAACGCAAACGCCGUUGAUGGAGGCUAGCCAGGAAGGCCAUUUCGAUAUUGCGAAGAUGGUGGUUGAUCGGGCCACGAAGGAGCAAAAGGAGUCCAUCGACUACAAGCAAAAGUUGAACACGUCGUUGGCGAUAGCUGCCGAGAGCGGACAUGUCGAUGUUGUCGAGCUUUUGAUGAAGCACGGCGCCGAUCCGAACACCGAGGUCGAUCACCGCACGGCGUUGAUGAAGGCGUGCAAGCACGGAUUUCGGGACGUUGCUGCAUAUCUUAUGGAACACGGGGCUGACGUGAACCGCCUCUCCUCCAACAACGACAUGACUGCCCUGAUAUUGGCGAGUGGCGGCGGCUUCAAGGAAAUCGUCGAGCUGCUGCUGAAACACGGCGCCAAUCCGGGCGUUAUUGUCAAGGACGGCUACACCUGCAUCAUGGAAGCGGCCAAGAAUGGGCAUGCCGAGAUACUGGAGAUACUGCUCGACCACGAGUCUACCAUUGUCAACGCCAGCUCUGCUACUGACGCCACGGGCAACCCACAAUCACCACUUCCUCCCCUCCCUGGCAGCAACGUUGCCGGGCCCAUUCGAUCGACAGCUCGCCGAAAGAAGGUGCUGGUGACCAAUCCCCUUGCCGCCCCACCCUCCCUUGUCAAAGCCAACCAGACAGCCGAUGCGACCACCCGUCGUACCCUCUUGCAGCAGCACAUGCUCAGCGGCAUCAGCAUCGAUCCAUUGAAGGAGGGCGAGACGGACCCGAACGACGCGUUCUUCGACCUGGAGAGUCUGCUCAGCAACGGUGAAAACCUGCCCGACAUCUUGGCCAAAUACUUUGCGACAGUAGGCGAGAUCUCCCGGAACCCGGACCUGCUCACCGACAGCUCGAUGAUAGACAAGGUGAUUCAGCACUGGAUGCCCUACCUCAGAAGCGUGCCGCCGGAAGCACAUCAUGGUGGAGCUCGCAACCCAACCACUCAGUACGGAAUGCACAUGCAAAGCACCACCACGACCACCCGGACCCCCGCCGACCCACCCCUCCCCUCCAACACGCCAUCCAGCUACUUUCACACGGCCUACGAGAACCUGAAGCGCAGCUUCUCCGGCCUGCCGAUUGGCCGAACACCGGACCCCAAAACCGCCGAGCGUAAGGAUUCCGUUGGCAAGAAGCCCGAUGUCAAAGACGCCAAGAAUCAGCCUGGACCCUCCAAGACAAAGCCACCUCCCACCGCCGACAAGCUUCCGGAGGGCGUUUCCGUCACCACGGCCGCGAUGGUCGACAAAAUGAUGGCACGCCUCAGCCCGGCCCAAAUUAAACGUGUCCACGAAACCGUCUUCCUUGGUGCCGCCCGCGACGAAAGUCUCCACCAUUCUGACAUCAAGACAUUGCUCGUUAGCCACCCCGAAUGCCGCCUGGCCAUCAAGGGAUACUGCGACAAUUUGGAUCUCAUUCGGGGCUACGACCAACGGCGAACCCAAAGCGAAAGCGACGUCACGGCGCCCAGCGAAGAUUUCAACGCCAUCGACGAGGCCGAUGCCUCGCUUUUCGAGUCUGCCAUCACCCAAAUCAAGGAAUACCUCCUCCGCUUCCGUAAAAUCGACAAAGCGGCAAAGGCGGCGGCGGCUCGAGAAGCGUCAAAUGGCGGCAAGAUGGGCGUGGACAUGAUGACCGAGUCGAACCAGGACACUGCCCUUUCCUUCGCCUGUCAGCACGGCUCGGUCGAGACUGUGUUGGCUUUGCUCAAGAGGGGCGCCAACCUCGAACAUCGCGACAAAAAGGGCUUCACCCCUCUCAUCAUGGCUGCGUCGCACGGACAUGCGCUUUUGUGUGACGAACUGCUGAAUGCUGGUGCUGAACUCGAAGCGCAGAGCGAACGGACCAAGGACACUGCCCUGUCGCUGGCCUGUUCAAGCGGCCGCAAGGAGACUGUCGACUUCUUGUUGCGAAAAGGCGCCGAUAAAGAACACCGAAACGUCAGUGACUACACCCCGCUAUCCCUCGCUGCCAGCGGUGGAUAUGUGGAUAUCGUGACGACGCUGCUCGAUGCUGGCGCGGAGAUCAACUCGAGGACAGGGAGCAAGCUCGGCAUUUCUCCGCUCAUGCUGGCUGCGAUGAACGGCCACAGCGAAGCCACCAAAGUGUUGCUCGAACGCGGAUCCGACAUUAACGCCCAGAUCGAGACAAACCGAAACACCGCGCUGACCCUCGCCUGUUUCCAGGGAAGGACUGAGGUUGUCCGUCUCCUCUUGCAGUUCAACGCCAACGUCGAGCAUCGCGCCAAAACUGGCCUCACACCCCUGAUGGAGGCUGCCAAUGGUGGCUACACAGAAGUGGGCGAAUUGCUGCUGGAGGACGGUGCUGAUCCGAACACUGGGCCCGUGCCAUCUUCUCGAGACACCGCUCUGACGAUUGCUGCCGACAAGGGCCACGACAAGUUCGUCGAAAUGCUCGUGAUGCGCAACGCCCAAAUUGAUGCGCGGAACAAGAAGGGAUGUACGGCUCUGUGGCUGGCCUGCAACAGUGGACACACAGAGACCGUCAAAAUACUCGUCGAACACGGCGCCGAUGUCGAAAUUCCGGACAACCGGAAGAGCACCCCCUUGAUGGUGGCUUUCCGCAAAGGGCAUUCGCCGGUGGUCAAGUACAUGGUCUGUCAUGUCACCCAGUUCCCAUCUGAUCAGGAUCUGGAUCGAUACCUCACAACCAUCGUCGGCGACAAGGAGUUGCACCCGAAAUGCAACGAGUGCCGUCAAGAGAUCCUCGCCGCCAAGGAAAAGCAGGCCAAAGAAGCCGCUAAGGCCGCUGAGGCCCUGCUGCAGAUGCUCGAGGAGGAGGAGGAACAGAUUCGCAGCAAAAAACAGGCCAAGCAACGCAAGAAUGAGAAAAAGAAGGCCAAGAAGCAGGCGGCAACCAAAAAGCCUGAGGAGAAAGCUGGUGAAUCGGAUGUUGAGAAGGAGGAGGAAAAAACCGAGGAGCUGAAGGCCGAGCCCGAGCCCGAGCCUGAUGAUCCGACACCCAGCCUUGAACGUGCGUCUUCCCCACAAGAAGUCAUCGAAGAACGGGUACCUGUCCUCCCUACAACGACCACCUUGGAGUCUGCAUCCCCUCCGUCUUCCGGCAGCGAUCAAGCUACGGCAGGCGGCGCGCAAUCCGAGAAGCAGCGCAAUAAGAGAUCGGAUAAGAAGGAGUCGCAACGUGACCGCCGUCGUCAGGAGAGUGGCAAACACCCGCUCACCACAAUCGUGCCUGCAACAGCCACUAUGCCAAGUCAGAAGAGCCCACUGGGAUUGACGGCUGCUCAGAAUGAGGAAUGGGUGAAGGCGAAUGCUAAGAAGACCAAGGGUCGACUUGCCGCGGGAAUCACGGCAAAGCAGGCUGGCGGGCCACUAGACCGCCCCGAUUUCUACCAAGACGAAGCGGGGAUCUACUCGGGAUGGAAAGACGUUGAAGUGACACGCCGCAAAGCCACCGUGAUGACGCUCUCCUCAAACGCGAUCGCGCGCGUCAUCGGCCGCGGUGGCGCUAACAUCAACGCCAUCCGCGAAGCCACGCAAGCGUCCAUCGAGGUGGAGAAGCAGAACACGAAGCGCGAGCAGACCGAACGCCAAAUCACCAUCCGCGGCACGGCCGAUACUGUCAGAAAUGCGAUUCAAAUGAUCAACGGACUGGUGAUCGACCAGGAAUCAUCAGUCGGCGACAUCAUCCGCCAGGUCAUGCGCAGCGGCUCGGUCUCCACCGGAUCGGCCGAUUCCUCCGAGGGCAACAGGUCGCAGGCCGACUUCAAGAAGAGCCCCAGCCUCGGCCGCAAGCACCACGACCCUGCCACGGCCACAGCGCCCACCACCAACAUUUGGCAGCAACGAAUGGCAGCGGCGAUGGCUAAAGAAGCGGAAGCGGCUGCCCACUCCACAUCACCCACCCUCGAGCACCGGCGGCAGAUGCUUCAUUCGGCGAAGGCGCAAGGACCGGCUUCAAGACCGUCGGCCAUGUCACGCUUCCACGGCGAACACUUGGAGGAAUCUUGCGGCAGCUCUUCAUUGACCACACCCUCCCCUCCAGUUUCACCGCCUGUCGAGACGCCAGCCGAGAAACCAGCUCCACAACCUGUCGUCACCGCCAUUGCGCGACCUGUGCGACAGGAGCCAGCUGCCGUUCCUUCAGCCGAUCUUCCAGCCACUACCGUGCCUGAGCGUCAAGAAAUUCCCAACGUGUCUGCCAACAUCUUCUCGACCUCGGUCGCGCCCACUUCCCAGCCAGAAGGCGUCAAGUCGCACCACCUGCCGGCCCUCGGGGAAUUGCCAAUGAUCGAUAACGCUCCGGUCUCUCCCGGCUCAUUCGACUAUUUGACGCAAUUCGACAAGGUCACCCUGCCCGAGCUCAACUUGGCCGCCAGCUUUGCCAACUUCACAACCCCAACGUCGUCUGCGCUGGAGCCCAUGAACCCCGCCACGUCGUUCCUCCCAGGCCCCAGUCGGCCCCGUGAAGAACCCAGCAACGGCGGCGCCACGGCAUUUCCGGGGCUCUCGAUUUCCAACAUCUGGGGCAGCCUGCCCGGUAUCGGCGAACACUGGGGCAACAAGCCGGUGAACAACGGAUUCGGGGCUAUGAAGUAUCCAGCCGAGAGCCACAUCCAAGACUGGGGCGCGGCGGCCGCCGUCGACCCACAGCUCGCCUUCACGCAGCAAAAGAACCAGGCGCCAAGCCAGUCGAGCUCGCUCGCUGAAACUUCCACCACGGCUUCCAAGACUUUUUCGACGCCCAGCGCUUCGAAUGGAUCGCUGCUGAAUCGAUCGCGGGAGCCGGCCUUGCCUUCGGGCUCGAAUGGAUGGACUGUGCCGGCGAAGCCAACACCAUCAAUGCCGCAGCAACAGCAACAACCCACCACGAGCAGCUUCGCGCGCCCCGGCCCCUCGGCGACGAACAGCAACAACGUUAUCGGCAACCUAGCUGCAUCACUGGCCCAGGCGCGCACCUUCCAGCCGGCUGCCCAGCCUGCCCGCGAGGCCCGCCCGCAGCCCCCGAUGCCCGAACAAUUCUAUUCGUUGGCUGCCCAGAUCGCCGCGGCCCAGAAGCCGCCCGUCCGCCCCGCCGAACGCCCCCAGCCUCCCGUGGUGCCCAGCUACAAUCAGCAAACUGCUGUCAACAAGGCUGCGCCCAAACACUUCAACACCUAUCAGGCUUCCCAGCAGGAGUUCGACCCGCUGACCCAUGUGCUGCCCACCUACACGAGCACACAUCACCAGCAGACCAUUGUCAACGGCGCCGAUUUCCAGGGCAAUCGUCACCCAAGGCCCACCGGCUACGGCGGCUACCCGGGUGCUCCACCAGGCUUCGGCCCCGGCAGACCUGAAAACGGCCCAACGAGUCAACAAAUGCGCGGCUACGGUUAUCCGCAACCGCCCGCCUCCAACAACCCCCCGAUGCCGUCGUCGCAGAUGCAUCCGGUGUAUUCGAUUUACAAUGGCCCAUCGGCACCAUCGGGCCCGACGUGGAACAAGCCUCCGGCGUCCACCCCGCAGCCGCCGCCCGGCUCGCCGUGGGGCGGAUGGAAC
This is a messenger RNA of Mesorhabditis spiculigera, 7104 nucleotides long. Lineage: Eukaryota; Metazoa; Nematoda; Chromadorea; Rhabditida; Rhabditidae. The record is from the annotation of a GenBank genome assembly.